Mobula hypostoma (lesser devil ray) is the source of this 3040-nucleotide messenger RNA. RefSeq names its product yrdC N(6)-threonylcarbamoyltransferase domain containing (gene yrdc). Gene Ontology annotation, molecular function: nucleotidyltransferase activity; tRNA binding; double-stranded RNA binding. The transcript has 6 exons. The record is from RefSeq and is a predicted model, not a curated record. Gene Ontology annotation, biological process: regulation of translational fidelity. NCBI's taxonomy places the organism in Eukaryota, Metazoa, Chordata, Chondrichthyes, Myliobatiformes, Myliobatidae. Gene Ontology annotation, cellular component: cytoplasm. The coding region runs from base 71 to 874 and encodes 267 amino acids.
CGCGCCGGCCGGGACCUGUCACUCAGCGGUUGCCCCGGGUGCCGGGGGUUGCCAUGGCGCGGCGGGUUCCAUGCUGACGUUGCACGUGUUGGUUUGCUCUCGGCUGGCGGCGGCGAUGAGGAACGGGGCGGCGGCGGCCGGCAGUCUGGUGAGGGUGCGCCGGCUGCGGCAGGCGGAGCCCGGCCAGCCCGCGGAUGCCGGGCCCAGGCUGAGUCCGCGGCCUUGGGCUGGAGCAGGCGAUUGGAAUGAGGCAUUGAGGGAAACUGUAAGUGUUCUCCAGUGUGGUCGGGUAGUGGCAGUUCCAACAGACACUAUCUAUGGAAUUGCCUGCCUGGCACAGAACUCCGAAGCUAUCCGAAGAAUUUAUGAUAUUAAAGGACGGAAUGCAGACAAGCCAUUAGCUAUCUCUGUUGGAAAUGUUGAAGAUAUUUAUAAGUACUGUAAGGUCACUGUUUCUGACCAGCUAUUAAGAGAUCUUCUGCCAGGACCUGUAACAUUGGUUUUUAAGCGAUCAGAGGAGUUGAAUAAAGAUUUAAACCCUUUCACUGAUUUGGUGGGUGUACGUAUUCCAAGACAUUCGUUUAUGCAGAAACUGGCACAACUGUGUGGUGAACCUCUGGCUUUGACAAGUGCCAACGUCAGCUCUCAAAACAGCACUCUGACUCCGGAGGAAUUUAAAGAUCUUUGGCCUUUGUUGGAUCUUGUUGUUGAUGGUGGGCCUAUUGGUGAUACGAUGAGCCCUGAAUGUCGGUUAGGAUCAACAGUAGUUAACUUGGCCACACCUGGAAAAUACAGCAUCAUCAGGCCUGGUUGUGCAUUUACAACAACAGUGGAAAUCCUCCAGAGGGAGCAUGGAAUGUCCGCAGAAUGCUAAGACUGAUAGAAGCUUUAUCAGAAACAGUUUCUUUGCUCUAUACAAAACGCACAACCUAUUGACUUCAUUUGUUCUUGCAUCGAGGUUUGGAUUCCAAAAAAACAUUUGCAUCUGCAUUGCUUUAAUGAUGGUUGUGCUGUGUAUGCACUUCCUAAUCCUUGCAACAUCUACUGAUUGACUUCCCAUUAUACACUUACUCUCCUGUUGGUCUUACAUAAUGCAGGUUAAGGAACAAAGUCUUAUCCCAAGAAUAACUUGGGUCUGAGCAUGGAGCUCAGGGCUGUUGUCAUCCGCUCUGGUUGCAGUAAUCUUGAUGUAAUGGGAUGUCUUUUGCGAAAUGGAAUUGAUCAAGAUGGAAUACUUAAAUAUUGUGCACUUUUGUCACUUCCUGGGUUCUACAUCUGCCUUUCAUAAGAUACAGCUACGAGAAAAUCUGCUGAUACUGGAAAUACAAAGCAAUACAAACAAAAUGCAGGAGGAGCUCAGGAGGCCAGGCAGCAGCUAUAGGGAAAAAAAGUAAACAGUCAAUGUUUCAGGUCGUACUGGAAAGUAAGGGGAAUAGUCGGACUAAGAAGGUGGGAGGAAGGGUGGAAGUAGUACAGUGUGGGCCCAUCACUUCCCUCUGGUGCUCCUCUACUUCCCUUUCUUUCAUAGUCUUCUGUCCACUCCUAUGAGAUUCCUCCUUCUCCAGCCCUUUAUCCUUUUCAACAAAUUCCCAGUUCUUCACCUCACCCUCGCUCCUCACCACCUAUCACCUGCCUCCUUGUACUAAUUUCUCCCCUCCUCCCAUCUUCUGAGCCUGACUUUUCCUCUUCUUUUUCAGUCCUGAUGAAGGGUAUCAGCCCAAAACAUCGACUGUUUGCUCUACCCGUUUGCAUAGAUACGGCCUGGCCUGCUGAGUUCCUCCAGCAUUUUGUGUGUGUUGUUUAACAUACAGCUGUUAAUCAUUUUUAUACUAUUUCCAUUUUCAUACUUGACUAUUUGUGUGAUGUUCUGUCUGGAGUCUUGUAAGACUGACGAUGUUGUAGCUUUGAUUUUAUCAGUAGUCCAGCAACUACUGAAUGUGAGUUCAGUUUGAAUAUUUCUAUUCCAGUGAAUCAUAAGGAGUAAUUUUAAAUUAGGUCUUGCCUGGUUUUUUUUUAUUCAUAGUUAAAAGAAAGUUGUUACCUCUUAUGAGCUAUGGCAAGUGUAAGUGGUUUUGCUUGGGAAUAAAAUUAACGUUUACCCGGCCAUGGCCAAUGUGAAUCUAGGAUAGGUAAUAUAUUUUGCGCAUGACUUAACCUUAUCAUUUCUGUAAAUAUGACUGCUAUUUGUGCAUAUUUCUGAUUUUCAGUUUAAGAACUCAGCAUUACAAUGAAACUAUGCUCUUAGUCUUGGAAGUUGGGUGAUUAUUUGAUUUAGUUUCAGCAAUAAUUCUAUAUGACAUUAGGAUAAAAUUUGCUCAGGCAGCAAUGUAACAGACUAUCAAAAAUGCAUUUUGAAUAAUUUAAUAGCUUUAGCCUACUUUUAAUAACCCUGGGGUCAUACAUUGCUCUUUGAAAGAUUUCAGGAUAUUGUCACAUGUUAUAUAAGAAUCUUAGAACAAAAAUAAAGGGGGAGGGGUAGGAAUUCAUGUUUUGCAAAGCAAAGUGGAAGGGCACUUCUGAACUGGUCUAGCCAUGCAUGUGUUAUAGCGUCAAGUGUAAUUUGGGCCAACCUUCCCAUCAUGGAAGGAAUGCAGUGUUAUGUACUCCAACAUUCCAGCCGCUUGUGUUUGCAGGCCUUUCCUUCAUUUACAGUCUGCCAUUUGGCAAGAUUGGUCAUUACCUUCCUGGUACUAUGGAUGACUUUGUUUCACAAGGUCUCUUAAAUUGUCAAUAAAUCUGUACAUUUCAGGGUAAAGCACUUCUCUGACCUGGCUGUGCAGGUGCUUUCUUAACUAUCAUUCACUGUGUAGCUGCCUGACAAUUGCUUAUAUUGGUGUCAGAAGGAAGUAUUGUACUUAUAUAAAUUUCUCAGACAUUUCCAUAUUCAAUGUAGAAUAAUGCUAUUCCUCAAGUACCUCUGAACUUUGUAAAGUUAAUUUUAUCGACCAUAAGCUAGUAUGAUAUGUUACUUUUAAGCAAUAAUUUCAUAGUAGUCAUCUGUCCACAUCAGCUUCCAUUUGUAUUGACUAUGUCAAUAAAC